Molecule: messenger RNA, 1032 nt
Organism: Anneissia japonica
Lineage: Eukaryota; Metazoa; Echinodermata; Crinoidea; Comatulida; Comatulidae
Product: zinc metalloproteinase nas-15-like
Exons: 8
Coding region: 77-1003 (308 amino acids)
Biological process (GO): proteolysis
Molecular function (GO): metalloendopeptidase activity; zinc ion binding
Source: RefSeq, a predicted model, not a curated record
UUGAGAGAGUACAAGCAAUAGUUCUAGGUGUUUGGCGCAUUUUGGGUCAGGAGUUCAAGAGUAUAGCGUUGUGAGCAUGAAGUAUUUGGUGUUCAUUUGUUUGCUGGCUACCGUGGUGUCAAGUCCGGUACCACUGGAACCAGUUCAACCAUUGGCCAAAGCUGAAUCCGUAGGAUUGUUUUCAACUAUACUUGAAGCCAACAAACAAGUAGAUGAAGUCCAUCUCUUCGAGGGAGACAUCGUGCAAACUGUGAGUAUAGAAAACGCACUGAAGGACACAAGUAAAAGAUGGCCUAAUGGUCAAGUGCCAUAUGUAAUCAGUUGGAAAUUUAGUUCCUACGCAAAAUCUCAAAUUCAGAAGGCUAUCGACAGGUACCACGCUGAGACGUGCAUCAAGUUUGUUGAGAGAACAAACGAACAGAACUACAUCAAUAUUGUUUCUAAAAGUGGUUGUUAUUCGUCAGUCGGCGUAGUGGGCGGUGCACAAGAGCUUUCUCUUGGUACCGGUUGCUACGGAACCGUAGGUAUUAUCAUGCACGAGAUGAUGCAUGCGGUCGGAUUCUAUCACGAACAAAGCCGAACUGAUCGCGACAGUUACGUCACAAUCAACUGGAAUAAUAUCCAAGAUGGUAUGGCUUACAAUUUUGAUAGCUACUCAUCGUCCUUCAUCGAUGAUCUCGGAACGAAUUAUGACUACAAUUCCAUCAUGCAUUACGAUCAGUAUGCAUUCUCCAAAAAUGGCUACGCAACAAUUGUGCCAAAGCAAUCCGGAGCCACCAUCGGGAAUCGUGCUGAUUUCAGUAGCAUUGACAUUCAAAAGAUUAACAAAUAUUAUGAGUGUAGUGGUGGUGGUAAUGGAGGAGGUGACGGAGGAUCAUGUUCAGACAACGACAGCAACUGUUCCUCAUGGGCUUCGAGUGGCUAUUGUAGUUCAAGCAGCCAAUAUUAUCAAUACAUGAAGGAUAACUGCCCUGCUUCUUGCGGAUUAUGUUGUAAGUUUUAACGUCACGUUCAAAAUGACAGUUCUUUUUA